AGGUUGAGCAGAUCGAGGCCAUUGCAAAGUUUGACUAUGUUGGUCGAACACCCAGGGAGUUGUCCUUCAAGAAGGGAGCCUCUCUGCUUCUGUAUCACCGGGCGUCGGAGGACUGGUGGGAGGGCCGACAUAACGGCGUCGAUGGCCUCAUCCCGCAUCAAUAUAUUGUAGUACAAGACCUGGACGAUGCCUUCUCAGAUAACCUCAGCCAGAAAGCUGACAGCGAGGCGAGCAGUGGGCCGCUGCUCGAAGGCAAAGGCUCAUCGAAAAACGACAUUCCGUCACCGUGCGAGCAGUCACCAGAUUACAACUUUGGAGGAGUCAUGGGGAGGGUUAGGUUACGAUCGGAUGGAGCCGCCAUCCCACGCCAUCGGAGCGGGGCCGAGACCCACAGUCCGACCAGAGUGGCCGACACCCCGCCACGGGCGGCUGCCUGUCCGAGUAGUCCCCACAAGAUGUCCAUCAGCAAGGGUCGCAUGGAGAGCCCCGAGAAAAGAAGGCUUGGUACUUUUGGUAGUGCGGGCAGCAUUAACUACCCRGACAGGAAAGCGUAUCCCGAGGGCCACCCACUGAGACCUGUAACAGGGGCCACACGCCACAGCAGCCUGGGAGACCACAAAACGCUGGAGRCUGAAGCUUUAGCAGAGGAUAUAGAGAAGACCAUGACGACUGCACUCCAUGAGCUGCGCGAGCUGGAGCGGCAGAACACCGUCAAACAGGCUCCUGACGUGGUCCUGGACACCCUGGAGCCCAUGAAGAACCCCGUUAGCUCCGAGCCGGGCAGCCCUCUUCACACCAUCAUGAUCCGUGACCCCGACGCGGCGAUGCGCCGCAGCAGCAGCUCYACCUCGGAGAUGAUGACCACCUUCAAGCCCGCCCUCUCUGCCCGCAUGGCRGGCGCUCAGCUGCGUCCUCCGUCCAUGAGGUCGGCGCGGCCCUCUCCGACGCAGCACCGCUCAAGCAGCUCCAGCUCCUCGGGGGUGGGCAGCCCCGCCGUGACGCCCACCGAAAAGAUGUUUCCCGGUAACAACGCGGCUUCGGGCUCCAACAUGAACGUCUCCGGUGACGGCGGGGAGAAAUCUGGGAGCAUGUAGCAACGAAACGGCUCUGCUGCUCCGGUGAAGACGAAGGCAAGCAGCUGAUAAGGUUUCUGUUCAGGAAUAUCUAUGUUAGCAUGGUGACAGAGCAGCAGGGGAAGCUUUAAACUUGACUAAAUGUGUACUUGUAUUUGCAGUAAUACCUCAGCUCGAACAGAAAUUUGUGGCCAUGUUCCUCUCACAGAGACACAUCAAAUUACAGUGAAGCAAUACCUGUGGRAAAAAAAGAUAUGGUUCCCGCUGAUGAUACAAAGUCCAGUCUGAGCCACUUCAUGUAAACUGGUGUAGGCAUUCAGGCUAAAAUACCACCUCUUCUCACCGUGUAGGGCACAAGCCUUACUGCUGUAAAUACAGACCUACUUGAAGUCACCACGCAUUUUUAAAAAAAAAAAUCAUACUCAGCAAAGCUACAAACCUGGUGACAUUUGUUUCUGCAUGAAGGGAUCCGAAAAAAUAAGGGGAAAUGCUAAAAAUGAUGAGAAAAUUGUCAAAUCUUUCCAAAAUCACGUUGGCUCAAUUUUUAAAUUGGCAUGUGUGUGGCAGCGCUACAGUGAUGAAGCAUCUUGGCAUGAAGAGGACUGCUCAUCAUCUGCCUCGCUAAUCCAAAACAAACCAUCCAUGAGCACCGUGCAUGGUUGCACAGCAGGGCAGAUCCUAACGCUCCUGUUUCCAUGUUUCCUUUUCAUGCKCUGUGAAUGAAGUCUCCRAAGUCUAAACUCACCAACAARUAUAGGAAUCAUGUUGGAAGCUUGUACAUAAAACAUAGCUAGCUAACUGUGGUUCAGGUCGUGUACAGGUWAAUGCAGAUAAUCAUGAAUGAUUGAUCUGAGUUGCACGUGUAAAGACAAUAAACCACAUUUUUUAAAUAUCAUUUACAGUAGAUUCAAAACAUGACAGUAAAACUCGCUUUGUACGUAGAACGCAUUUGGUUAACAGUACUGUAGAGAAAAAAACGACUGAAUAAAUGUGCUUUUUAAUGUCCUGA
Messenger RNA from Austrofundulus limnaeus, 2082 nucleotides. RefSeq names its product SLIT-ROBO Rho GTPase-activating protein 3. NCBI's taxonomy places the organism in Eukaryota, Metazoa, Chordata, Actinopteri, Cyprinodontiformes, Rivulidae. Gene Ontology annotation, molecular function: protein binding. The record is from RefSeq and is a predicted model, not a curated record. Gene Ontology annotation, biological process: signal transduction.